Molecule: messenger RNA, 3027 nt
Organism: Pygocentrus nattereri (red-bellied piranha)
Lineage: Eukaryota; Metazoa; Chordata; Actinopteri; Characiformes; Serrasalmidae
Gene: gphna
Product: gephyrin a
Exons: 28
Coding region: 183-2840 (885 amino acids)
Biological process (GO): establishment of synaptic specificity at neuromuscular junction; postsynaptic neurotransmitter receptor diffusion trapping; glycine receptor clustering
Cellular component (GO): postsynaptic specialization; cytoplasm; dendrite
Molecular function (GO): molybdopterin molybdotransferase activity
Source: RefSeq, a predicted model, not a curated record
CUCUCGUCUCCGUCAAGGCUUCCCAGUACUGGCGAGAGCGCCCCUGCUUAACAUGGCGUCGGACGGAAUGAUUUUAACCAACCACGACCACCAAAUCCGGGUCGGUAUAUUAACAGUCAGCGAUAGCUGCUUCAGAAAUCUUGCUGAAGAUCGCAGUGGAAUCAACCUUAAAGAUCUCAUUCAUGAUCCAUCUUUCUUCCAGGUGCGUACCCCUGUACCCCCUCACUCAGUCACUCGAAUUCUCAUCAGGAUGGUGGUGUACAGUAUUGAGCAGUGCGACAAGGCUUGGAGGCAUAAUCUCUGCAUACAAAAUAGUCCCUGAUGAGGUAGAUGAGAUCAAGGAGACACUGGUGGACUGGUGUGACGAGAAAGAACUCAACCUUAUUCUGACCACAGGUGGAACUGGCUUUGCUCCCCGUGAUGUCACACCAGAGGCCACUAGAGAGGUGAUUGAGCGUGAAGCUCCAGGGAUGGCUUUGGCUAUGCUCAUGGGCUCCUUAAAUGUCACACCACUUGGCAUGCUGUCCAGACCUGUGUGUGGAAUCAGAGGCAAAACUCUCAUCAUUAAUCUGCCUGGCAGCAAGAAAGGGUCACAGGAGUGUUUCCAGUUCAUCCUGCCUGCUUUACCCCAUGCGAUUGACCUGCUGCGGGAUGCCGUAGUGAAAGUAAAGGAAGUGCACGAUGCUCUAGAGGACCUGCCCUCACCUCCUCCGCCUCUUUCACCUCUACCCGUCACCAGCCCUCACAAGCAGACUGAGGACAAGGGUGUCCAGUGUGAGGAGGAAGAGGAGGAGAAGAAGGACAGUGGCAUCGCCUCCACUGAGGACAGCAGCUCCUCUCACAUUACAGCGGCAGCCAUCGCUGCAAAGAGUAUGAAGUCCCAUCCCAACUCUGCUAUUGUCAUGGCCAAAGGUGGGCAGCCCCUGACUGGGUUCACCCCUUUUUCCACACUCCCCUCUCAUUUCACCUGCUCCUGUAGCAACAAGAUUCCAGACUCUAUCAUAUCGCGGGGUGUUCAGGUUUUGCCACGGGACACAGCCUCUCUCAGCACCACGCCCUCAGAGUCUCCACGUGCUCAGCAGUCCCGGCUCUCUACUGCCUCCUGCCCCACCCCCAAAGCCUCACGGAGAGAGUUCAGGGCGCACUUGGAUGAGGUCAUCACCCUCAAGUCUAGGUACUCAACCUUGGACCAGCUCCAUUCUAGGCUGGAAGGGCUCAGAGCUGAUCACAGGAGCCAUAGGACCUACGACUCACGAGUGCAGUCACGGUGUGGCAGCAAGGAGAACAUCCUAAGAGCAAGUCACAGUGCAGUGGACAUCACUAAAGUGGCAAGGAGACACCGCAUGUCCCCUUUUCCCCUCACGUCCAUGGACAAAGCCUUUAUCACUGUGCUGGAAAUGACUCCUGUCCUGGGCACUGAAAUAAUCAACUAUAGAGGCCCCAGCACAGGCGACUUGGCCCCUCCAGUGCAUAAAAGCGUCUGGCGCCUGACUGGCUCCGACUGGAGGAAGGUCCCUGUCUAUACUGGUACCGGAGCAAAGCCAGAGAGGAGAAACCCCUGGCAAUACACAGAUGGAAUGGGUCGAGUCCUGGUUCAGGACGUCUAUGCCAAAGACAACCUGCCCCCUUUUCCAGCCUCAGUUAAAGAUGGCUAUGCUGUUCGAGCUGCUGAUGGCCCUGGAGAUCGUUUCAUCAUCGGAGAAUCCCAGGCUGGGGAACAGCCAACUCACACGGUGAUGCCAGGCCAGGUGAUGAGGGUGACGACGGGUGCUCCCAUUCCUUGUGGAGCGGAUGCUGUAGUGCAAGUAGAGGAUACAGAGCUCCUGCGAGAGUCUGAAGAUGGCACCGAAGAAUUGGAGGUCCGGAUUCUGGUACAGGCACGUCCAGGCCAAGACAUAAGGCCAAUAGGCCAUGAUAUAAAGCGUGGGGAAUGUGUGCUGGCAAAAGGAACACACAUGGGCCCAUCAGAAAUUGGCCUGCUGGCCACUGUGGGUGUCACAGAGGUGGAAGUGCAUAAGUUCCCUGUUGUUGCAGUUAUGUCCACUGGCAAUGAAUUGUUGAACCCUGAAGACGACCUCCAUCCAGGGAAAAUCAGGGACAGUAACCGGUCUACAUUACUCGCCACCAUCCAGGAGCAUGGUUAUCCUACUAUUAACCUUGGCAUCGUCGGAGACAACCCAGAUGACCUGCUGAACGCCCUGAAUGAGGGCAUCAGCCGUGCAGACGUCAUCAUCACGUCUGGUGGAGUGUCGAUGGGAGAGAAGGACUACUUAAAGCAGGUUCUGGACAUUGACCUCCAUGCCCAAAUUCACUUUGGUCGGGUGUUUAUGAAGCCAGGUCUUCCUACCACCUUUGCAACCUUGGACAUUGACGGCACCCGGAAGCUGAUCUUUGCCCUGCCAGGUAAUUUCACCUACAGAGAUACUGGGGCAACUCUCCUCGAGGCCGUGCCCAUGAGUGACAGCGAGGUUAGCAGGCUGCCUGUGCCUCCUCCCCCACGCAGAAGUAACCCAGUGUCAGCUGUUGUCACCUGUAAUCUCUUCGUCAUCCCUGCACUGAGAAAGAUGCAGGGCAUCCUGGACCCAAGGCCCACUAUCAUCAAAGCCAGGCUCUCUUGUGAUGUUAAGCUGGAUCCACGUCCUGAGUAUCACAGAUGUAUAUUGACGUGGCAUCACCAGGAGCCCCUGCCCUGGGCACAGAGCACAGGAAACCAAAUGAGUAGUCGACUCAUGAGUAUGCGCAGUGCCAAUGGACUUCUGAUGUUACCUCCCAAAACAGAGCAAUACGUGGAGCUGCACAAAGGCGAGGUGGUGGAUGUCAUGGUCAUAGGACGGCUAUGAUGUCGCCUUAAGUGGGAUGUGAGACGUGAACAAAGAAAAAAGUGGUGCAUGUCCACAUAUAAUUUACUACUCUGUAAUAUGCAACGGCACAGUUAGUUUUUAUUGAUUUGAAUAAAGUUGAAGUAUAAUUAGUGUUUCCACAAGAACAACUACAUGGAAAAUUUACGAAAAGACUAUAAAGACAUCU